AUGGACUUCAGUGGAACGUGGCAGGUCUACGCUCAGGAGAACUACGAGGAGUUCCUCAGGGCCCUGGAGCUCCCAGAAGAUGUCAUCAAAGUGGCCAAGGACAUCAAGCCAAUCACUGAGAUCAAGCAGAGUGGCAAUGACUUUGUCAUCACCUCCAAGACUCCCGGAAAGUCUGUGACCAACUCGUUUACCAUCGGCAAGGAGGCUGAUAUCACCACCAUGGACGGCAAGAAGAUCAAGUGCAUUGUCAAUAUUGAGGGCAGCAAACUGGUCUGCAAAACUGACAGGCUCCGCCAUGUCCAAGAGCUCAAAGGAGGAGAGAUGGUUGAGACUUUGACCAUUGGGUCGACAACUCUCACCAGAAAGAGCAAACGGAUAUAA
Messenger RNA from Pelmatolapia mariae (spotted tilapia), 381 nucleotides. It is a transcript of the gene fabp10a, whose product is annotated as fatty acid binding protein 10a, liver basic. Gene Ontology annotation, molecular function: fatty acid binding. Gene Ontology annotation, cellular component: nucleus; cytosol. Lineage: Eukaryota; Metazoa; Chordata; Actinopteri; Cichliformes; Cichlidae. Gene Ontology annotation, biological process: fatty acid transport. The coding region runs from base 1 to 381 and encodes 126 amino acids. The record is from RefSeq and is a predicted model, not a curated record. The transcript is spliced from 4 exons.